AUGUCGGACCAGUCAGAUAGUCAGAAUUCUUUAGGAAUUAACUUGAUGACUGAGAGUGAACCCUCUUCUCCCUCUCUUCAUGGUGGGUCCAGCUCAUCCGAUUCUAGCCCCCCAGACGGGAGGACUCGCCUUUUGGCUGACCUUCCUCUUACUUCUGACCGGGAAAAAGAACUUAGGUCUAAGUUUUUAAAUGACCGUUCCUCUCCCGAAUUGGCCAAUUUGACCACCCAGUUUUUGACCGCUAGGAUGAGUGGGGAUAAUCAAACACUUAAGGAAUUGAGACAUCAAAUUCUGGCCCGUAGGACACUUAGGCAUCCUCCCCCUGAUGCCGUCCCUGGGUUGGAUGUUCAACCUUUGAGAGAGCAUGCCUGGCUUGAGAGCCUGGCUGAUGCUGGGGUCGUGACUGAUCCCAGCGUUUUCGACCGUCUUGCCCGAGAUCCAACUCCUUCUCAUCCUUCUCAUCCUCCUGUUGUCAAUUUAGGUUCUGAUAGCGACUCUAUUGCCAGCAUGGAACAUGAUGCUCCUUCCUCUUCUGGCCGUGACCAUGAAUCCCGUCCCAGUCAAUUUGACGUUGGAGAGAGUUCUGCUAUGCCUUCCUCUCCGCGGCCUGAGGUGAUCCCGCCCGGACAGAUGUCCUUCAUUCAGGGAAAUGGUUGCCAGUGGACUAUAGUGACGGCCCAAAGAAGACCGUUAUUUGCAAGAAUUGGCGGGGAUGAGGGUGAGACGAGGAUUCCCCGUGUUUGGCUUCCUCACGCCAAAUACAUCCUUGGGAAUGAGCCUUUGUCCGCUGUCUUCCUGUGCCGGACUCAUCCAGAAGGGGACGUCAGCUUGGACUUAGAAGAGUUGGGUUUGGACGACAAGCUACAACCCAUGGCCCCGAAUCCUGACGAGCCUCUUAUUGACUACGACACUAUCCACGGGCUCACUGGCGGCCCUCGGGGGACUGAUAGGAAUCCUGGUCGCGGAAACCGGGCUGGGAGGACGGCCCGUCGUGCUGGGAGGACUCAGGGUCGCGGCCCUGGCCGCGGGGAGUCAACUCCUUCUCGCUCCACCAUCCAGGUCCCUAUAAACAGGGGUGGCAGUAGUACCUCUCGUCGGCGUCCGCGAGAGCCUGAGAUUGAUGCCCCUAACAAGCGCCAGUCUGUAGAAGUUAACUCUACGGACUUGGCCGUGAAUGACAAUCAGGGGCUCUCUCUUUCGCCCGUACGAGAGCCGGCCCCGGGAGAUCAACAAUUUUCGGACUCCUUAGCUCGCAGCAAAGAUGCUGCCGUUGGUUCUAGCUGCUCUACCCGCCAAAGGGUGUACGAGAUGCUCAGCAGGCCAACCUUCCUCUCGGACCUUGGUCCGGGAAUUUUCUGUCGGGCGCAAGAGUGGAUUGAGACUAACAUCGUCCCUCUUUGCGCCUCUGUCAAGGCUGCCCUUUCUCAUCCUCCUUCUGUUGCCGGCCGAGCUUUCAGACCGGCUCUGGAUGUGAGGGAGGAUGAGUCCAUUUUUGCUGACAUCCCUGCCAAUGGCGGUACAUUAGGGUAUCGUCUUCUGAAAGGACUCCAACUGCCCUUUGACCGUCCAGCCGAUAAGUUGGUGGCGCCUGCUGCUCAAUUAGCUCACGACCUUGUCGUGGCCGGGAAUUCUGCUGUUGAGCUUAUAGCUCAAUACUUGGAGUAUCAGCGUCUGGCUGAGAGCGCUGGUGGAACCAUCCAAGGCUUGGAGGCCGACAAGGUUGGCCUUUCUGCUCAGAUCUCUCAAUUGGAAGCCAGCCUGGAAUCUGAGAAGAAUGCUAAGGCUGAGGCUGACAAGGAGCUGGGGGAGCUACGCUUGAAAGCCAAGGAGCUCGAGGACCUGCGGUUGAAGAAUUCCAACUUGGAAACUGCUCUCAAAGCGUCCCAGGAUGAGAAGGAGACCGCUGUGAAGGAAGCUGCUGCUGAAGCUAAUCAAGUUGCUGUGCGGACUUCAAGAGGUCUGAGGAGUUCAUUGGCCUUCUCGGCGAGCGAUAUGACGGGGGCUGGGUGGCCGCUAAGAGGUGUGUCUGCCACUCCCAUCCAAGCUUUGAUUGGGAGCAGAUGGAAAUCGCCUUUGGCGAGGGCGUUCACAGGCAACCUUUAGCGGACGAGCCCUAUAUCUGCUCCGAGGAGGUUAUUGCCAACAUUUUGCCUACUGCUGAGGAUGAUGCGCCUCCUUCAUGAAGACUUUGGCGGUCAUCUUCAACCUCCUCAAUAGCGUCCAAUAGUUUGUAAUAGUUUAGAUUGUCAGCCUUUGAAUGGCAUGUAAACUAAUUUUUGACUUUUGUUACUGGAUCCAUAAAUGCCUUGUUUUGAGUGGCUGACUAGUUUUGUUUGUAGUUGGCCGCCAAGCCAGUAAUUUAUGAUUCACUUUUGUUAGAUGAACCUUGUAUUUACUUUGAAAAUUUCUGUGUCUGUUACACAAUUGCGUUGGUAAUGCUUAUUUUUCUUA
This is a messenger RNA of Beta vulgaris subsp. vulgaris (sugar beet), 2451 nucleotides long. RefSeq lists its product as uncharacterized. The coding region runs from base 1 to 2103 and encodes 700 amino acids. The record is from RefSeq and is a predicted model, not a curated record. NCBI's taxonomy places the organism in Eukaryota, Viridiplantae, Streptophyta, Magnoliopsida, Caryophyllales, Amaranthaceae. The transcript is spliced from 4 exons.